Molecule: messenger RNA, 1155 nt
Organism: Ogataea philodendri
Lineage: Eukaryota; Fungi; Ascomycota; Pichiomycetes; Pichiales; Pichiaceae
Exons: 1
Coding region: 1-1155 (384 amino acids)
Biological process (GO): fungal-type cell wall (1->3)-beta-D-glucan biosynthetic process
Cellular component (GO): cytoplasm; fungal-type cell wall
Molecular function (GO): 1,3-beta-glucanosyltransferase activity
Source: RefSeq, a predicted model, not a curated record
AUGCUGGCGGCUAUCGCUGUGGUUGACGCCGACAUGCGCUCGUUUCUACCGGCCAUUCUGAACCCGCUCGUUGUGGAAAAUGGCCACCGGUUCGAGAGACCCGCCAUCGAGAUCCGCAACAGGUCUAUGGUGUACUCCACCAACGGGUCGAUUUUCCACCCGCCGAACGCCAUUUCCGUGCUCCAGCACGACGCGGUUCUCGAUCUCGGUCGCAAAUACAUACAGUCCAGCCAAAAGGAUUAUUUUGUGGUCCGUCUCGGGGCCAUCAAAAACUCCACCUGGAACACACAGCUAUACGAAGAUUUCACCACCGUGAUCGAUAACGCCCACUAUUUCCACAACUUGCUCGGGUUCACCAUCGAGUCCGCAUUGGACGAGCCAAAUCUGCCGUUCUUCAAAGCAGCCGUCAGAGAUAUGAAGAGAUAUAUGUCCCGCAACAAGAUGCGACGCAUACCUGUGGGACUUGAACUGAACUCCCAGCUCAACACAACAACAGAUCAGUAUCUCGGAUGCAACACACCAUACCCUGUUGAUUUCUACUUCUCUCAAAACGGCCUUAGCUUCCCGACCCCUAAACAGGGGCCGUGCCCCACAAACAUGUCCAUCUGCACCACGACACUGCCCCACACCCCGCGAUCGGCGCGCUGCGACUGUAUCAUGUCCGCCCUGCACUGCAUGAUCAACCCGGUAGUGGCAAAACAGGGGAUCAACGAGCUGGACAGGUUCUGCGACACCGUUUAUUGCGGGUCGAUCGAAAACGACGUCACGACAGGACGAUACGGCAUAUUUGCCAGCUGCUCCAACCUGCAAAAACAUUCAAUAGCACUGAACCUGUAUUAUACGUUCCACGGCAACCAGUCGUACUAUUGCCAAGCAAACGGACUGGGCACUUUGGUGGCACACAACUAUUCGAUCGAAAAUUACCAGCAAUUGCAGGAUUACAACGGCAAGUCUUGCAAGCAAGAGAUCAUGGACGACUGGAGUCGGUUUUUGGUUGGCCGACCUCGCAAACAAAUGAUUACAUCAAAUGAGCGGGACAACGUUAACGAGGACAUUGACAACGACGACUUCGACAGAGUGCCAAACUCUGCACCCGCGCUCAAAUACACAAACGGACUGAAUCUGUUGCUGAUGUUAUUGAUAUUUUCUAUUUGA